GACGUCGGGUGGGACACACCAGGAUGGACUGAACGGCCCUGAUGUGGUGUGGAGGCCCCCACGUCAAAAGGAGCUCUAAAGACGAGGAUAUCUUCAUCUUGUUUUCAGACAUGGAUCAAAGUAGCCAAUAUACCAGACCAGAGUACUCCGUCCCGCUAACAUUUCAGCACCGAACGUAACAACAACAACAACGUACACCUCGCAGCAACCAGCAACUACGCGAAGCUGCUACAGUAGCGCCAUCUCUCACUGGUUCAUUGAUGUAUGAUGUCUGCUGCACGAAAGAAGCAAAAGAGGUUGCUAUAUGAGCAUGAUAUGGACAGCGAGAGGGUGUACAGGAGGAGAGAGAGGAAGAUGGAUGAGGAGUAUGCGGCCUGGGCCAACUUCAAGGAGAACUCCCGUGUGGAAAACAUCUCUGGAAAACCGGACCCCUUAAAAUACAAACCCCGAUACGAAGAUCAACGUUGUUCCAGACAAUAUAGCAAAGCGAUAUUAUCGACAAAGGGAAAGGAAGAAAACUCAGAGAGCUCUCUGCGAUGGCGAUGUUUACUGGAGAACUACAACACUCUCAGAAUCGGACAACAGAUCGUCUACUUGGGCGCCUUCAUCAUGGAACUUUGGUGGAUCAUAGAAUACAACAUUCAACUUCCGGUGCCCGCUUACAUCUUAGCAGCUGGCUACUUCUCAACGUUCCUCGUGUCGCUGUUCCUCUUGGCUGGCCUCUUUCUGAAAAAGUCCAAAUACCUUCUGGGAUGGCUGUUCGUGUCCGUGGUGUUUUUCUUCCCCGAAUGCGGUCUGGCUCUCUUCAUGAGUCUGAAACACUGGAAACUCGAUGACAAAGGCAUCGCAGAGCUGGCCUUCUACAUCUGCAGAGCUGUGGUCAAUGUGGUGUGCAUAAUCUGCAUCCAGUCCCUGUACACCUUAUGGAGGCAAGAGAAAGCUGUGAUGCGCCGCUUGGAGAACCUCAAUGUCCUGGGCAAAGAAAAUGGAGGCCCCUCUCCAGUUACAGUCCUGGACAUGAGAUCCCGCUACGGAGGUCAAGACAGCGAGCCUACGUACAUCGUCACCCAGAACUCCGCCCUCAGACGAAGCGCUUCCUCGGCUUCGAACCUUCUCCACGCAAGGUCCUUGAGCGGAUCUAAUGGGGUUCUAGGUCCAGCUGCAGACAGGGACUUCUACACGAACCCGUCCUUCUGGAAUGGUGGCCGGUCUGAGUUCGAUGCCUCUUCUUUCUACGAUUAUUUCGCCAGAGGUGGAAUGCAGAACGGCGGAUCAGGCAAUGGUCACCUCAUGGUCGGCUAUCCGUUGCAUAGGUCUGCCUCCGACCUGCAAGGGUCCUUCUGGGGCAAACCUCAUGUCUACGAAGGUUACAGCAUGAAUGGCGGCGGAAGGGAAUCGCCAAGCGCCAACGGCAGUGCCAUCACACACGUCGACUAUUGCACCCAGAGCUUGGACAGACCCAAGUUCAGAAGACAACUCCGAAGACAGAAGUCCACGUCUCUGGAACAGCUCAACGUCAGGUGUCUAGGGGCUGUUACGUUAGAACGCCUUCCGGAGAGACCCUUCGAUUACCUUCAGCGGCCGGGAUCGCGUCUGCGAGACAGGGACUCUGACGUCAGCUCGAGCCACAGCAUCAGGGACAUUGCGCUUUGAGAAAUUAUCCUAAUGGACGUUGUACGGUGAACUUGCUAACAGCACCGCCGUUAAGGUAGCGCUGUGUAGCUGUGACUUCGGCCGAAAAGCCCAAACACAGAGCCAAUCACAGCGAAGCACGUGCGGACAACGUGUCUUUAACCUAUGGCAGAAAUGCCAGACAGUGGCGCUGAAAACGUCAUCCGAAACGUCCAAUACAUUGAAUUGUGCUAGAUACCAGACAGACUUCAGUGGGAUGUCCGCGUGACCUACGAGACAGCGCAGGCAUGCUGGAUUUCUUCUUAAUGACAAGGGGACAUUGUUGGGUCCACAUGACAUGACCCCUGGAACAGUGCAGACAUUUCAAACCUCUCGACGUCCAUUGGAUGCUGUUGGGCUCCACUGUCAGUGCAGCUAGAGGCUCUGCAAAGUCACCACACAUCAGCUGGUCUGGUUUAGUUCCUCCAUGAACUCUUCAGGGGCCAUCCUGGUGCUGAGGCAAUGUACAUACAAGCUACUUGGAUACGUGCUUUUUCUUUUUUAGUGAAAAAUGAUUUUAUGGACGUCAUUGACUUCUGCUGUGUGAGCAUAGCGCUUCUGUACAUUCCAGACUCCGAGCACGUUUGGUAAGACGGGCUGACCGUCGGUCGAAAGACCAUAUAGGGGUCGACACAGAAACCUUGAAUUCCGAGGUGGCCAAAUAUUGUAAAAAAAUGUACUACAUAGCACAUCUGUGUAUUCUAUACGACGUAAAACCUCGUCUAUAACAAGGCACGCAAUACUCUGAAGAAGACAACAGCAGGGGGUUGCUGUGUGCGGAGUAACUUGUACAGAGGACGAUGAGUUGUGUGCAAAAAAAAAAAAUGAACGUCUAAUGUUGCCAUUUGUUAUAGAAUGUAGAGAACGCCGUGCAAAUUGUAUAAAUUUUUUAUGCAAGUAUAUUUACAGAGAUCCAAGAGCCUAGCUGGCAUGCGUUUUUUUUUUUUUUUUGUUCUUUUUUUAUGGUGGCGAGACAUCUUUGAAGACAGGUGCAGCGGAGUACGUCAACAGAUUCCGUAAACACCGAAGGAAAUGGGUUAUCGAUUUCUUCCUAGAUACAAUGGCUAUGUCCAAAGAGCAUUAGCGCUGCUAUCUGUGAGCUUUCUGGUAUGUCAAACUUAUCAGUGAUAACCGGAGCACUCAACUGCGGAGAGCGUGUGUACAUGUGCGGUGGUCAAGGUGGAAACGUUUGGACUACUGGACGUAUAAGAUUCGCGUAACGAUCUUUAAAAACAAAAACAAAAAAACAAAAAAAACAAGAAAUACGGAAGCACUUGUAAAUAUUCAGAGGUUUCGUUUGAAACACUUCCUAUUGUGCUCCACAAUGAUUAAUAAUACUUAAUGAUUAAUAAUGCAGGCAAUUUGAGCGAGAAAUCUACGAGAACAUUUUACCGUGAUGAUAAAGCACAAUGAAGGCGAACUGCUGAUUGAUUGAUUGUUCCUCCUCCCAUCUUUCAGUUGUCUUUUUAUUGGAAUUUCAAUAUUCGAAAUAAGUCGCCAUACGUCGAAAUACGCCACUUUUUUUACGAGGAUGUGUCCUAAUCUCACAUGUACACUGCAAGGAGAGCUUAUCUGACAUGAAUACUCCAUUGACUCCUGCUGCUGGUUAAAUUGAACGGCUGUCAUCCUUUCCCACAGUUUUGCGCCACUAAGCUCGAUAAUAACGAUAUAUUUUUCGAGAGACCUUACCAAUGUGCCAACACAUCAUUCCAAACACAAAUAGCAUGAAUGUGUGAUCAUUUCUUGACCCCCGGGGACGGCAGAUAUUUUUAUACAUAUUGUGCACGUGUGAGGUUGAGUUUUCUUCUCUCAUUGAUUAUUGCUAUCAGCCCAUCAUCGUCGUGAUUUCUAAAUGGCAGUUUUGCCUGAAAAGAUAUUUGUCUGAUGUGAUUUUUGAGAAAAAAACGCUGUACCUCCUCUUUAAUAAAUUAAUAUGCAGAAUCGUGCA
Molecule: messenger RNA, 3619 nt
Organism: Ornithodoros turicata
Lineage: Eukaryota; Metazoa; Arthropoda; Arachnida; Ixodida; Argasidae
Gene: Rcd6
Exons: 12
Coding region: 265-1653 (462 amino acids)
Source: RefSeq, a predicted model, not a curated record